AUGGCACCGACAAAACAAGCAUCCCACCUCCCGACGCUCCUCCGCUCGCCGACCCACCCGAUUCUCCUCCGCACGAUGGAGCCCCGUGACGCCGCCGCCCUCUCGGCCGUGCUCUCGGACCCGGAAAACACAAAGUACGACCCGCACGCCUCGGCCAUCUCGCCCGAGGUCGCCCGGGUCGUCAUCGACCGCAUGCGCGAGAGCGCAGCGGUGCCAACCGUGCUCGACGACGCUACGGGGCGGGUCGCGAGCGGGCCGGGAAGAGUGAACCUUGUCAUCGUGUACGUCGACGGCGUGGAGAACACGGUCGGGGUCGAGGGGUGCGAGGGCGUUGUCGUCGGGCUCGGCGGGUUCGGCGGGAUUGACGAGCACGAGGAGGAGGUGGAGGAGAAAGACGGAGACGGGAAGGCGAUGAGGGUGAAGGUGAGGGUCGGCGACGUGGGCGCGAUGGUGAACCCCGGGUUCCGGGGCCGGGGCUUCGCGACGGAGGCGAUCCGGCUGGCGGUCGAGUGGGCCUUCACCCGCGUCGAGGACGGCGGGCCGCAGUUCGACCGGGUGACGGCGACGAUGGGCGAGGCGAACAAGGCGAUGGUCGGGCUCGUGGAGAGGAAGUUUGGGUGGAAGGGGGUCGCGAGGCCCGGCGAGGAGGAGGGCGGCGGAGAGAUCUUCUUCGAAGUCGGGCCGAGGGACUGGAAGAAGUGA
This is a messenger RNA of Colletotrichum higginsianum IMI 349063, 702 nucleotides long. Its product is annotated as Acetyltransferase. The coding region runs from base 1 to 702 and encodes 233 amino acids. Gene Ontology annotation, molecular function: acyltransferase activity, transferring groups other than amino-acyl groups. The record is from RefSeq and is a predicted model, not a curated record. Lineage: Eukaryota; Fungi; Ascomycota; Sordariomycetes; Glomerellales; Glomerellaceae. The transcript has a single exon.